UGUGGUUCCCAUAAGCGGGGGAGUGAGAGGUGCAUGAAAUGGAGAAAAAUGGCGGAUCAUGUGCAGGGCCUCGCCCAGCUGGAGAUCCUGUGUAAGCAGCUGUACGAGACCACCGACACCGCCGUGCGCCACCAGGCCGAGAAAGCUCUGGUGGAGUUCACCAACAGCCCCGACUGCCUCAGCAAGUGUCAGCUGCUGCUGGAGAGAGGCAGCUCUUCGUACUCACAGCUGCUUGCCGCCACAUGUUUAUCUAAGCUGGUGUCUCGAACCAGCAACCCUCUGCCUCUGGAGCAACGCAUUGACAUCCGGAACUAUGUCCUGAACUACCUGGCCACGCGGCCCAAGCUGGCGGCCUUCGUGACGCAGGCCCUGAUCCAGCUGUACGCCCGGAUCACCAAGCUGGGCUGGUUCGACUGUCAGAAGGACGACUACGUGUUCCGGAACGUCAUCGCCGACGUGACGCGCUUCCUGCAGCAGGACAGCGUGGAGCACUGCAUCAUCGGCGUCACCAUCCUGUCUCAGCUGACCAAUGAGAUCAACCAGGCUGACACAACACACCCGCUGACCAAACACAGGAAGAUUGCGUCGUCCUUCAGAGACUCGUCCCUCUUUGACAUCUUCACUCUGUCCUGCAACCUGCUCAAACAGGCUUCGGGGAAGAACCUGAACCUGAACGAUGAGUCUCAGCACGGCCUCCUGAUGCAGCUGCUGAAGCUCAGCUACAACUGUCUGAACUACGACUUCAUCGGGACGUCGACGGACGAGUCGUCAGACGACCUGUGCACCGUGCAGAUCCCCACCUCCUGGAGAUCAGCGUUUCUUGAUUCCUCGACUCUGCAGCUGUUUUUCAAUCUUUAUCAUUCCAUCCCUCCAUCCCUCUCCCCACUGGUCCUGUCGUGUCUAGUCCAGAUCGCCUCGGUCAGACGGUCGCUGUUCAACAACGCAGAGCGAGCAAAGUUCCUCUCACAUCUGGUGGACGGAGUGAAGAGGAUAUUAGCCAAUCCACAGUGUUUACCGGAUCCUAAUAACUACCACGAGUUCUGCCGCCUGCUGGCGCGGCUGAAGAGUAACUACCAGCUGGGGGAGCUGGUCAAGGUGGAGAACUAUCCCGAGGUCAUUCGACUCAUCGCCAACUUCACCGUCACCAGUCUGCAGCACUGGGAGUUUGCCCCCAACAGUGUUCACUACCUGCUGAGUCUGUGGCAGCGCCUGGCGGCGUCGGUCCCGUACGUGAAGGCCACCGAGCCCCACCUGCUGGAGACCUACACCCCCGAGGUCACCAAGGCCUACAUCACGUCCCGGCUGGAGUCCGUCCACGUCAUCCUCAGAGACGGGCUGGAGGACCCCCUGGACGACGCCGGCCUGGUGCAGCAGCAGCUGGACCAGCUGUCCACCAUCGGCCGCUGCGAGUACGAGAAGACGUGCGCUCUGCUGGUGCAGCUGUUCGACCAGGCGGCGCAGACGUACCAGGAGCUGCUGCAGUCCACCAACUCCAGCGCCGUGGACAUCACGGUGCAGGAGGGACGGCUCACCUGGCUGGUCUACAUCAUCGGGGCGGUGAUCGGAGGACGCGUGUCCUUCGCCAGCACGGACGAGCAGGACGCCAUGGACGGAGAGCUGGUCUGUCGGGUUCUGCAGCUCAUGAACCUGACCGACUCGCGGCUCGCCCAGGCGGGGAACGAGCGGCUGGAACUCGCCAUGCUGAGCUUCUUCGAGCAGUUCAGGAAGAUCUACAUCGGAGACCAGGUGCAGAAAUCCUCCAAGCUUUACCGACGACUAUCAGAAGUUCUGGGUCUGAACGACGAGACGAUGGUACUCAGCGUGUUUAUCGGGAAAAUCAUCACAAACUUGAAGUACUGGGGUCAGUGUGAACCCAUCACCUCCAAGACCCUGCAGCUGCUCAACGACCUGUCCCUGGGGUACAGCAGUGUGAGGAAGCUGGUGAAGCUCAGCGCGGUGCAGUUCAUGUUGAACAACCACACAAGCGAACAUUUCUCCUUCCUGGGUGUGAACAAUCAGUCCAACCUCAGCGACAUGAGGUGUCGCACCACCUUCUACACUGCACUGGGGCGCCUCCUGAUGGUCGACUUAGGUGAGGACGAGGAUCAGUUCGAACAGUUCAUGUUGCCUCUGACGGCCGCGUUUGAAGCCGUCGCUCAGAUGUUGAGCACCAAUACCUUCAACGAGCAGGAAGCUAAGAGGACUCUGGUGGGUUUGGUCCGGGACCUCCGAGGAAUCGCCUUCGCCUUCAACGCCAAGACCAGCUUCAUGAUGCUGUUUGACUGGAUAUACCCGGCCUACAUGCCCAUCCUGCAGAGAGCCAUCGAGCUGUGGUACCACGACCCAGCAUGCACCACUCCGGUCCUCAAGCUGAUGGCUGAGCUGGUUCACAACAGGUCUCAGCGGCUUCAGUUCGACGUGUCGUCACCAAACGGCAUCCUGCUGUUCAGAGAAACCAGCAAGAUGAUCACCACCUACGGGAACCGCAUCCUGACCCUGGGCGAGGUGCCGAAGGACCAGGUGUACGGCGUGAAGCUGAAGGGCGUCAGCGUCUGCUUCGCCAUGCUGAAGGCGGUGCUCAGCGGCAACUACGUCAACUUCGGCGUCUUCCGUCUCUACGGCGACGACGCUCUGGACAACGCCCUGCAGACCUUCAUCAAGCUGCUGCUGUCCAUCCCCCACAGCGACCUGCUGGACUACCCGAAGCUCAGCCAGUCCUUCUACUCGCUGCUGGAGGUUCUGACUCAGGACCACAUGAACUUCAUCGCCAGCCUGGAGCCCCAUGUGGUCAUGUACAUCCUGUCGUCCAUCUCCGAGGGCCUCACCGCACUCGACACCAUGGUGUGCACGGGCUGCUGCUCCAGUCUGGACCACAUCGUCACCUACCUGUUCAAGCAGCUGUCCCGCUCCACCAAGAAGAGGCCCACGCCCAUGGCCACCGACGACCGCUUCCUGCACAUCAUGCAGCAGCACCCAGAGAUGAUCCAGCAGAUGCUCUCCACAGUGUUGAACAUCAUCAUCUUCGAGGACUGUAGGAACCAGUGGUCCAUGUCACGGCCGCUCCUCGGACUCAUCCUGCUCAACGAGAAGUACUUUGCUGACCUGAGGAACAGCAUCGUGAACAGCCAGCCUCCGGAGAAGCAGCAGGCCAUGCACUUAUGUUUUGAGAACCUGAUGGAAGGAAUCGAGAGGAACCUGCUGACCAAGAACCGGGACAGGUUCACCCAGAACCUGUCGGUCUUCAGGCGGGAGGUGAACGACAGCAUGAAGAAUUCCACGUACGGCGUCAACAGCAACGACAUGAUGAGCUGACAUUCCUCACACAGCCCGCCCCGCCUCCCCCCCCGGCCCCCGCACCCCCCCGCGCCCCCCCUGCCCCCCCCGGGCCCGGAUGCCCGGGGUUCACCACGUGGGCUCCGCCCCCCGCCGCCCCCUUUUUGAUAUAAGCAUAUAUAAAUAUAUACAGAUCUAUUUUAACGCCAGUCUGCGCGGUCCGGCUCGUCACAGCGGGGCGGGGCGGGGGGGGGGCAUGGGGGCGGGGCGCGGCGGGGAGCAGCCUGAACCCGGUGUACAUUUCUUUUGGUAACAUUUUGGACAAUGUUUCUAACGGCGGAGCUGAAGAGACUCGCAGGAGCGAAAAACAAACGGCGAGCCCGGGAGGGGGAGGGGCCACGGCCGGGAGGGGGCGGGGCCUCCACGGUGUACAUUUCCCUCUGCGCUUUGAAGUGAUGUAAAUAGAUUUAAAGGGACGGUACGCCUGAAGGACGGGACGUCAGACCAGGAACAGGAAGUCCAACACUACCACGCCUCGUGGUCCGCCGCCGCCGUCCGGUCCCGGGUCCGGGCCCGGGCUCCUGGUCCGGGCCCCGGCCCCAGGCUCCGGGCCCCGGCCCCGGUCCCGGGUCCGGGCCCCGGUCCCGGGCUCCAGGGUCCAGGGUCAGAACCACACUGAAGACCAGGACGAACAAACAGAACCGGGCCUGAUGUGAGGAUCUGUUCGGGUUUAGUCUCUGAACGAACUCCAGGACGAGGUCAUCGUCCUCCAAUCACAGCUUCAGGUCUGAAACAGAGUUCACCCCCGGCAGAAAGCAAAGAUCAGAAGAUCCAGUCUCUCCUCAGAUUUAAUAAAUCCUGACUUUAUUUGAGAAGUUAAAAUCUUUUAGGGCUGUUUUUAGGUUUCCAGCUGAAACUGGAUUCGGAUCAGUCCUGCUUCUGUUUCCGGUUUUCACCUUCCAGCCUGGAGAUCUGGACUCGGCGUCUUGUUGCUCAGUUAAACACUAAAAGUCCUUCAGGAGGGAUUCGACCUCCAGCAGAACCCGGAACCCUCGAGCCCCGACCGCGGAGCGCAGACCGGAUCCCCGCCUCUUCCAGGAGAACCAGCCUCUGAGGUUCCUCAGGAUCCGGUCCGGCUCAGAGGAUCCCAUCCUGCUCCCCUGUCCAUCCUCUGCUCACAGAAACAUUCAGGCUGGACUUUAGUGGGCCCUGACCCCGCCCCCUCUGCAAGCCCCGCCCACUUUGUCAUAGCCCCACCCCUUCCCUACAGAGUGCGCCUGGCUCCGCCCCUCCAUUCAGAGCUGCCUGCUGGGACUGGCCCCGCCCCUUCCCCUCGGGGCAGGACCUGGCCCCGCCCCUUUCCCUCAGAGCAGGGCCUGGCCCCGCCCCCUCCCCCUGUAAGCAUCGUGGUUGCGGCUACAUGUUCCCCUCUGGUAGGCUGGGUGCAGUUUCCACCAUCUUGUUUACACUCGAGACCCUGGGACCAGGCGUCGGGACGCCCCGCCCCCUCCACCCCAGCCCCGCCCCCUCCACCUCCUGCAGGACCCGUGGCGGAGUCCCCACUCCCCCCCCCCUUUUUUUUUUUUUUUUUUUUGAGUGUGUGUGUGCGUGUGUGUGCGUGUGCAGAGUGGUGUCUUGAUGUGGAGCUCCACCAGCCAAUCACAGCGAGGAGAGGCGGGCGGUGGGCGGAGCCUGGAGUGUGUACUUUUAGCAACCUUGGUUCCUCUGUCCGACGCCGCUGCUAACCGUUCGUGACACCCAGCUCAUCUCUCACCGUGUGGGCGUCGGGGACGCCCCGGUCCUGGUCCCGGUCCCGGUCCCGGUCCCGGUCCCGGUCCCGCGGUUCGAGUCCCGACGUGAAUGUGUUGGAUCCAUAGAGUGAAUAGCUGUUUGAGUUGUUUGGAUGUCUGCUACAUAUAGUGUAAGCAUUGUGACUGCAAAUAAACCUCAUUGAUUUUUAA
Salarias fasciatus (jewelled blenny) is the source of this 5234-nucleotide messenger RNA. It is a transcript of the gene xpo7, whose product is annotated as exportin 7. Gene Ontology annotation, biological process: protein export from nucleus. The transcript has 28 exons. The record is from RefSeq and is a predicted model, not a curated record. NCBI's taxonomy places the organism in Eukaryota, Metazoa, Chordata, Actinopteri, Blenniiformes, Blenniidae. The coding region runs from base 34 to 3312 and encodes 1092 amino acids. Gene Ontology annotation, molecular function: nuclear export signal receptor activity; small GTPase binding. Gene Ontology annotation, cellular component: cytoplasm; nuclear pore.